This is a messenger RNA of Saccostrea echinata, 1314 nucleotides long. RefSeq lists its product as uncharacterized. The transcript has a single exon. The coding region runs from base 1 to 1314 and encodes 437 amino acids. The record is from RefSeq and is a predicted model, not a curated record. Lineage: Eukaryota; Metazoa; Mollusca; Bivalvia; Ostreida; Ostreidae.
AUGGCCUUCUUAAGUGAACUGAAUACAUCAAUGGCUGAACCUUACGAACUGGCUCUCUUUUCAGAUCCACCCAAUCAAGUGGCCGUACACAAAAUCUAUUUCCAGGAAACCCGACCCAUUUCUUCUUUUGACUUGGACACGGCACCUCUGGAGUUUUCUAUUCCCGGAAAUGGGGGGGAGUAUUUAGACCUCAGAAAGAGUCGACUAUAUCUCAAGGCAAAAAUCACCAAGGCCGACGGAACGGCUCUGGCUGCUUCGGAAAAGACGGGCAUAAUCAAUUUGCCUCUUCAAUCUCUGUUUUCUCAGAUUGACGUCUAUAUGAACGGAAAAUGUGUCUCUCACAAUGCCAACAAUUAUCCCUGGAAAGCUUAUUUAAAAGUACUGCUGUCAACCGGAAUGGGGGCUUCAAAAUCCCAAAUGCAGACUCAGUUAUUCUGGCCCGAUGGAGAAGGCCUAGCAGACCCAGACGCUGCAUCAGGAACUAACAUGGCUCUGAGAAAGAGAUACGUCUUCACGCAACAAUCUAGGGUUUUUGAUCUGGAAGGUCCCCUCUACGUGGAUUGUUUCUAUCUGGACAAAUAUCUCAUCAACGGAGUGGACGUACAACUCAGACUUUUUCGAUCGAAGAACGAAUUCGUCUUGAUGAGUGGUGAGUCUUCACCCGCCUACAAAGUCACCAUAUUAGACACCGUGUUUAAGGCUUGUAAAGUGAAAGUGGAUAGUGCCAUUCAGGUAAAUCACGCCAAUGCCAUCCUCAAAUCACCGGCAAGAUACAACUACUUGAGGACCGACGUCAAGAUGACUACCAUUUCAGCUAAAACCAGCGAAUUUUUCUGGGACGACGUAUGGAACGGAAAAAGACCCUCUAAAAUGUUCGUGACCUUUGUCAAACAGUCGGCCGUCAAUGGGAGCUACGGGGACAAUCCUUUCAAUUUCGAACACUUUAAUCUAUCGGAGAUUGUCCUGUAUGUCAACGGUGAGCCGACACCCGUCCGUCCGAUGAAGCUAGACUUUGGUACCAAUAAGAAUUACGUUACUCCUCUCUGUAACCUCUAUCAGUCCUCGGAAAGGUGGUUUAAAGACGAAAGUCUGGUCAUCGAUCGUGAGAAAUUUCCUGAGGGUUAUGCUAUAUAUACCUUUGACCUCGAUCCCACUGACCUCGGCGAAGGGUAUAUUAACUUUGUACAUCAAGGAAACGUCGGAGUGUACGCACGUUUCUCAGAGCCAACCGCAGUAACCAUAAGUGCCAUAGCCUACUGUGAAUGCCCCGGCCUUCUCUUGAUUGACAACACUAGAGAAAUCAGACAGUUGUGA